AUGUCUCUUUUUGUUAAUUUUAUCAAAUUUGAAGUAUAUUUACUUAUUUUAGUAGCUUGUUUAAGUUUGCCGACAAUACCUACUGGAAUAGGAAUCUUAAUCUUAACUUCGAUAGCUAAAUCAUAUUCAUUCAAUGUUCAUAGUGAAUUAAAGUUUGAUUUAUUUGCAUUUAUAUUAUCGUAUUUAUUAAACGUUUAUGGUGAAUUAAAGCGUUAUUCAUUUAUAUCUAUAGAAUCAUAUCCAUUAAAUGUUCAUCGUAAAAUAAAAUUUGAUUUAUUUACAAAAUCACAUUUAUUACAUAUUGGUGAUAGAUCAAAAUUUGAUAAUGAAAAUAAUACCGAAGAUAUUUUGGUAAUUGUUCCUGAUAUUGUUAAUAAUUCAUUAUUUGAUACUGAAAUGACUUGUGAGAAAAUUCAUAUGCUUCUUAAGAAAAAAUCUUUAAUAAUUACUGAUGCUUCAAAAAAGCAUACAGCUAAGUGCUGGAAACGUUUUGGAUUUCCUGCUGCUACUAAUAAAGAUGGUGAUGUCAUCAAGAUAUUUCAUAGUUUUGUUUCAUGUCAAACCUGUUUUACUACAUAUUCGUUUAAAUCUAACAGUACAACUUUAAUGAACGGACAUAAAUGUAAUGAUUCAUCAUUUUCAUCUUCAGUAAUAAACUCUCAAAAUCAUUCACAAUCUUUGAAACAAUCAAAUAUUUUUUCUUAUACUUCAAAAACUGUUCAAUCUGUUAAACUUAAAGAAUGUGAAAAAAAUAAAAUAAAGAAGUUACAGGCUGAAUGGGUAUGCACCAAUAUUCGUCCUUUUUCAGUCGUCGAUGAUAGUGGUUUACGAUCUCUUGUUCAAGAAUGUAUUUCACUUGGUGCAAAAUAUGGAAAUAUUUGUGUGGAUGAUGUUUUAUACAGUAGGUUUAGUAUUUCAUCACAUAUUGCUGGAUUAGCAGAUGAAUGUAGAGCUAAAGUUCGACAAGAAUUAAUCGAACCCUUAGAAAAUCAAGCUGUAACUGUAUGUCCAGAUUUAUGGACAGACCCAUACCGUCAAAUUUCGUACUUAGGCAUAUCUGUAUGCUUUACUAAUGAUAAAUAUCAAUUUAUUACUUAUGAUCUUUGUUGUGCUCCAUUUACUGAAAAUGAUAAAAAAGCUCCAAGUAUUAUUGCUGCUAUUAAAAAAGCUCUUGAACCUUUUGGAAUAACAGAUUUAACAAAAGUAAAUUUCGUUUCAGACCGAGGUGCAAACUUCGUGAAAGCACUUAAACCAUAUUCAACAACGAACUGUGUUGCACACAGAUUAAAUAAUAUUGUCAAAGUCGGUUUUUAUCAAACAAAAAAAAAACGUAAAAAUAAUAAAAUUGAUUCACCUGAAAUAUUUGAAAUAAUAUGUUCGUCCGAUUCUGAAAAUGAUACUGAUUGUAGUGGAGAUGAAGAUCGUGAAAGUAGUGAAACAAAUGAUAAACAUCUUGGUGAUAAUAAAAGUGUUCGACGUGCAACAUCAUCGUGUAUUCUUGAUUAUUCUACGAUUAAAUUAUCUGAAAUUCCACCAAGUGCACUAAAUAUUCUUAAAACAAUUGUGUCGUGUAAAUUAGUGAAUGGACUAAAUAAAUUAAUUCAAGAUCAUGGUGGUUUAGCUAUUGUACAAUCAACAAUUGUACGAUGGAUAUCAUUAAUUUCACUUCUUGAAUCAAUAAAACAAUCAUAUAAACAACCAUUCAAACAAGUCUUGGUUAUCAUUCAAAAAGGAAAAGCACCUUCUCUUCAUUUAGUUACAAUUGUUAUUUUAACACUUCGUCAAGCAUUAGAGUCAUAUUCAUCGUUGAUUGAAUAUAAUAAAAAUUAUGAAAUUGAUCAAUCAAGUGAAGAUUUAAGUGAAAAUGAAGAUGAAUAUGUUGAAGAAGAAGAAGGAAUGCAUUUUUUUCGAUUACGUAUUCAUCAUUUACUUUAUUCUAUGUUUAAAUUAGAACCUAUUCAUUUAGCAGCUACACUUUUACAUCCUCGAUAUAGAUUGUUAAAGAAAUGUUCCUUAUAUGAAGUGCGAGAAUGUCAUUUAUAUAUUCGACAACGUAUGGCACAAAUUAAAUCGAUGAAAACAAACAAAUCAACAUCUGAUAUUUCAGAAAAACAUUCCUCAACAGUUAAUAAUGAAACAUUAAAUGAACCAGUAAAGAAAAAACCAAAACGAUUUGGAGAAGAUUUUGAAACUGGAAACGUUAGUGAUGAAUUUGAUAAUGAAUAUGACGAUGAGUUACACAAAUAUUUGGAACAACGUAUUGAUACAGAAUCAAUUGAUGAUAAUCCAUUACCAUUUUGGUAUCAAAAUCGAUUGACUUAUCCUAUUUUAUCUCAGUUAGCACGUUCAAUUUAUUCCAUUCCAGCUAGUACCGCUAAUGUGGAACGUACAUUUAGUGGAAGUGGAAUGAUGAUUAACUCAAGACGUACUAGAUUAAAUCCUGAACAAAUCAACAACGCCAUGUUUUUACGUUCAGUAAAAAAAAAUGAGUAA
Molecule: messenger RNA, 2493 nt
Organism: Rotaria sordida
Lineage: Eukaryota; Metazoa; Rotifera; Eurotatoria; Philodinida; Philodinidae
Source: the annotation of a GenBank genome assembly